Messenger RNA from Morone saxatilis (striped sea-bass), 1685 nucleotides. It is a transcript of the gene skp2, whose product is annotated as S-phase kinase-associated protein 2, E3 ubiquitin protein ligase. Gene Ontology annotation, biological process: SCF-dependent proteasomal ubiquitin-dependent protein catabolic process; positive regulation of protein ubiquitination. Gene Ontology annotation, cellular component: SCF ubiquitin ligase complex. The transcript has 10 exons. Lineage: Eukaryota; Metazoa; Chordata; Actinopteri; Moronidae. The record is from RefSeq and is a predicted model, not a curated record. Gene Ontology annotation, molecular function: protein binding. The coding region runs from base 102 to 1367 and encodes 421 amino acids.
GGCGAGUUUAAAGAGUCCCAGUCGGAGGGUUGCAGGGAAAACAGUCAGCGUCUUCACGUCCACUCCUCUGCACUAUACACAUCUCAUCUCUAGCGGAAGAGAUGCCCAGAGACAGCAUGCCACUGCAGGAACUGCCCUGCCUGAGUCUGGUUCAGGGCUCCAUGUUGUCUCAGCCCAAGAGGAUCAACAAACGCAAGUCCAGAGGCUGUCUCAGCGAGGGCCUGGACACUGAAUGCACCCCGACAGAGCUCAUCCAGCAGUGGUCACCGAGCCACAAGCACCAGCGGCUCAUCGGCAAGGGGAAGGAGAAUGACGGGGAACAGUUUGUCCUCGCCAGGAGAUCGAGGAGGAAAAAAGAGCCCACAUCAGGCAUUUCAUGGGACCAGCUACCUGACGAGCUGCUCCUCAGGAUUCUCUUCUACCUCCCCCUGCAGGACCUCCUCAGGAUGUCCGUAGUUUGCAAGCGCUGGCAUCGCUUGGCGUUUGAUGAGUCUCUGUGGCGCAGUGUGGAUCUGGAGGGGCUGACCCACAUGGGUCCAGCUCUGCAGCAGGUGCUGAAGACCAGAGUCCGCAGGCUGCGCUGCCCACGCUCCUUCGUGGAAGAGCUGCAUUUCACUGGCGAAGGCCCACUGCAGAUAGUUGAGAUGGAUCUGUCCAGCUCCAUCAUCCCCACCUCGGCUCUGGAGAGCAUCAUCUGUCGCUGCAGGCUGCUGGAGUAUCUGAGCCUGGAGGGUCUGCAGCUCUCAGACACUAUCAUCAACUCUCUGUCCGAGAACACAAACCUGCUGCAGCUCAACCUGAGCGGCUGCUCUGGUUUCUCUGCUCCCGCUCUGGCCGAGAUGCUCCAGUCCUGCUCCAGGAUAGAGCAGCUGAACAUCUCAUGGUGCGACUUCAACAAUAAUCAUGUGAAGAGUGUUGUUGAGAAUGUGAGCUGCAGCGUCGCUCACCUCAACCUCAGUGGUUACAGAGAGAGCCUCACGCUUGACGAUGUGAAGGAGCUGGUGACGAGAUGCCCCCUUAUUAAAACUCUAGAUUUAAGUGACAGCACCCUGCUGAUGGCCGACAGCUUCCCCGUCCUCAAACAGCUCAAGUAUCUGCUGCACCUGUCCCUAAGCCGCUGCUACCACAUUCACCUCGCCGCCCUCACUGAGCUGGAUAAGAUGUUCCCCACGCUGUGCCUGCUGGACGUGUUCGGCGUCGUACAGAACAGCCACCUGCCCUCUCUGAAGAAGGAGAUGCCUCACGUCUCCAUCAACUCCAGGCCGUUCUCCAGCAUCGCCCGGCCCACGCCCGCCAGCAGGUUCAUCGGCUCCCUCAGCGACCGCACCAUGUGGAACAGGAGGUGUCGACUGAGGUUCCAGCUGUAACUGCUGCGCCUCCCUCGUGUUUUAAGCUAAGUUAGUUUGUCGCCCAGUGUUUGAUCCUGCAGUAUUCCAACACGUACAGGGAGUCAGGCCCACUGUGCAGUGAUGGAGCCAUGUUUCAGAGUUUGUUGCUGCUACAGACGAUGCUUUUAGUGUAGGCUGACAUUGACGGUACUAAAGGUCACAUACUGGACCAAGCCUUUAAAGUAGCAACCUCGAAGAUUUUCAUUUUAAUGUCUGUUAAAUCACUGUCUCUGAAUGAGGUAACACAAUGGUGAUUGAGCCUAACAAUAUUUAUAUAUUUGCAGUAUUACAAACUGG